Messenger RNA from Linum tenue, 2300 nucleotides. The record is from the annotation of a GenBank genome assembly. Lineage: Eukaryota; Viridiplantae; Streptophyta; Magnoliopsida; Malpighiales; Linaceae.
GCAGCUUUUUGAUAAUAAAGCCCUCUCUCUCUCUCUCUCUCUCUCUUUUUCCGCUUUCUUUCUUACUUUCUCUCUCGCUUUUCGGGUUCCUGCAUCGAUUCUCUCUAUAACUAAACGCAACGAAGAAUCCUUUCUCUCUCACUUUUUUUUCCUCCCCGCCUUGAUUCUCUGCCGAUUCUAGGGUUUCCAUUUCCCUCUCCCUGGCCCCUGCAGCUGAAGAGAAGCUCGCUCUGCUGCUGCCACCACCACCGACACAUUCUCUUCUUACUCGCUUCCGUUCGGCUCAGGUACACCUGCAUUCCGGCUGCGCUCUGUCGUCUUACUGUCGCCGGCGGGCUCCGAAUUCUCGCCUCUCGGUUUAGAAGCUUGAGGAUUUUAAGGAAACCUGAAUUGUGGAAUCACACAUCAUCUUCCAUAUUAUUCUCUAAGAAGUUUUUCCUCUGAACUGAUAUACGCUUAAGGAAAUGAGACCAUUUAGUGUACUAGAGGUCUGCCAUUGAUGGACUGCUUGCCGAGCAUCUGUGAUAAGAAAUCCUUGAAGAGGUGGUUUUUCAUUGACAAGACGGUGGGGUGAAGUAAUUUUCAACUGUCAAGAAAUAGUUUUUUUGUCCAAUUCCAAGGGUGUUGGAACUGUUGGCUUAUUUGAUCUACAUACUCCAAAGCCGGGCUCAAGGAUCCUAGCGAAAUGGACCUCAAAUCAAAUCACGCUUCUCCAGUUCUCACUGAUUCUGCACCCAUAGCCAAGUCAAUGUUGCAUUCUUCCUUGUUACCAUACACCACCGCCUCUGGAGCAGCAUUCUCGCCAAAUCUGUUACUAACUGUUCCAAGAAAGAAAGCUGGAAUACUGGACGAUGUACGCUCCAGCAGCUGGCUGGAUGCUAUGAAAGCAUCGUCACCUCCUCCUAAGAGGGUAAUCAAGGAACAGAACAAUGAUCAUACAUCACCCGAUGAUAGUGGGUACUCAAACUGGCUGCUUAAAUAUCCGUCAGCUCUAGCAUCAUUUGAGCAAAUUGCAAACUUUGCAAGAGGGAAAAGGAUAGCAUUGUUUCUUGAUUACGAUGGGACCCUUUCACCCAUUGUUGACAACCCGGACUGCGCCUUCAUGUCUAACAAUAUGCGAUCUGCUGUCAAAAAGGUUGCGAAACAUUUUCCAACAGCCAUAAUUAGUGGAAGAAGUCGUGACAAGGUCUACGAGUUUGUAGGUCUAACUGAACUAUACUAUGCCGGUAGUCAUGGGAUGGACAUAAUGAGUCCCGUUAGAGAAUCUGUAACUGCUAACCAUGCAAAUACUAUACGGUCCACUUGCAAGCGGGGCAAAGAAGUUAAUUUGUUCCAGCCUGCUAGUGAAUUUCUACCCAUGAUUGAUGAGGUGUUCAAUUCCCUUGUGGAGAGCACUAGAGACAUAAAAGGUGCUAAAGUUGAAAACAACAAAUUCUGCGUCUCCGUACAUUACCGCAAUGUAGAUGACAAGUAUUGGGAUGUGGUGGCGCGCUCUGUAGACGAAGUCAUUAAAAACUAUCCGAAGCUACGGCUGACACACGGAAGAAAGGUUCUAGAGGUGCGGCCUGUAAUCGACUGGGAUAAGGGAAAGGCUGUGACAUUUCUUCUUGAAUCCCUUGGCCUGAGCAAUUGCGAUGAUGUUCUUCCGAUUUACAUCGGGGAUGACCGGACCGAUGAAGAUGCAUUUAAGGUGUUGAGGGACAGGAAGUGCGGGUAUGGGAUAUUGGUGUCAUCUGUGCCCAAGGAAAGCAAUGCAUAUUACUCCCUGAGAGAUCCAUCUGAGGUAAUGGAGUUUCUCAAGUCACUGGUGAUGUGGAAGAAAGUCAAGUGCUCUAUCGACAGCAAAGUGCUAUGAGUAAAUUGUUUUCUUUGUUAGAAAAAAUUUGGUGAAAAUGGGGGGGAAAGAAGGAAAUGAUAUUAUAUAGAAGAGAAUACGCUGACAUACUACGUACGUACGUAUACACUACAUUGUGAAAAGGAUGGAGAAGAAGGAAGGAAGUAUAUGUUUUGGUUUGAGCAGCAGCAGCCUUAAAUGGCGGUUUUGUGGAGUGGCCGGUGGGAAUGUGACGACGAGUCGUUUGUUGGUCCGGCUGGCAUGCUUUGUGUUGCUCAUAUCUUGUCGAUCUUAAUUUUCUUGCUGUUUGUUUUAUGGGGAAAAAAGGAAGUGUAUAUUCUUUUCUUCUAAUUAUGAUGUAUUUGUUGUUAAUGGACGUUGAAGCAGUAAUAUUCUCCUUUCUUUGAUUGUUUCUCUGUUUGGUAAUGUGGUGUUCUCUAAAUUUAAGGCCUUUUGGUGGGGCUGG